CACGUGCGCUCCGUGCGGCCCGUCUCCCGAGAUAUAUAGAGAUACCUCCUCUCUCUCCUCAUCUCGUUCCAUCCGCCUCCCCCCUCUCUCUAAACCCUAGCGCCGCGACCCGAGCAAUCCCUAGGUUUCCGCGCGGGGUGGUGGCGGCGGCGAGGGGAUUGGGCCCGGAAUGGCGGAGGAGAAGGUGGGGCGGAUCUUCGUGGGCGGGCUGUCGUGGGACACCACGGAGCGCACGCUCGAGCGCACCUUCGGCCAGUACGGCAAGGUCAUCGAGACACAGGUUGUAGUGGAAAGGGAGACAGGCCGCUCCAGGGGGUUUGGAUUUGUUACAUUUUCAGAACCGCGGGCUGUGGAUGCUGCCAUUCGGGGAAUGCAUAAUGGAGAACUAGACGGCCGAAAUAUUUCUGUGAACAAAGCUCAACCUAGGAUGAACUCUGAUGAUGGCUAUGGAUAUGGUGGUGGUGGUGGUGGUGGUGGUUACUCUUCUGGUGCUAGAGGUGGAUAUCGCAGUGGAACUGACGUAGUUCCAGCAGCGAGUAAUGAUUGCUUCAAAUGUGGCCGCCCUGGACAUUGGGCUCGUGAGUGUCCUUAUUCAGAUGGAGGUAGAACUGGAAGGUACUCUCCCACUUCGAGGUAUGGUGGUGGCACUGGGGGACGUGGUGACCGCUUUGGAGGAUCAGACCGUUUUGCUAGCCGCUAUGAUGAUGAUAGAUAUGAUGGUGGGCGUUAUGUAGAAAGCAAGGAUACCUAUUAUGGUGCUGGACGUGAUCGUUAUGCCAGUGAUCGCUAUGCACCAACAGCAGAUCGCCAUUCUGGUGACAGAUAUAGUGGUGCAGAUCGUUAUGCAUCAAGUGGCUUUGCCAGGGAAAGAAGCUAUGAGAGAGAUGGAGGAAGAUCCAGCGGGAGUUACUACCGUGAUGAUACUAGGGGCUCUGGUGGUUAUGGAAGAGGUGGUCCAUGUGUGGGGGGCAGUGGUGGGCCUGCUCGCUUUGGUGGGAGUUACCGAGAUAGACCUGCCCCCUAUGAUCGUCCUAGCAGGGGAGCUCGCUCAUAUGAUGAUCGCUACUGAUUAAGGUUACCUUGGAGCAGAACAGUGAUAUCUAGUGUUUUUCAGUUAUCACUCUAUACUUUAUUUACAGUUUGCUAUAUUGAUACUUCAACUCUGUUAUUCAGCAGUGCAGUGCAGUUUGUUUAAUUAAUCUCCAAGACAGUGUGUAGUCAGUAUUUGAGCUAUUAGUUGGUACAAUAAACUGUAGGCAGUGUGUGAUCCUGGUUCGUCAUGUUGUUUGUGUAAUUACUUUGCACUCCUGUUAAACUGAGUCUCAGUAUGUUAUCUUUGAAUUAGCCUGCUGCCCUGGACUUUUGCUGACUUGUCGAGACUACUGAGCCACAUUUUCUAUCUUUAGUUGAAUUUCGCACAAAGAAUUCUCAUUACCAAAGUUGUACAGCAGGGGAAUGUGCAGGUCUGUGGAAAGGAAUGUUUGCACCUGUAUUUAUUUGCUGGGCAAUCAUCCAGUUUGUUCAGCUCUUGUUUCUACUGGGUUGCUCAGAAAUCAGAACAGCGUAAUUAACCGCUUGCAGGCUGGGUUCCGAGUAAACUGAGAAUGUUAAUCUGAGGAAUAUACGUGGUUUGGUGUGUA
Molecule: messenger RNA, 1640 nt
Organism: Phragmites australis (common reed)
Lineage: Eukaryota; Viridiplantae; Streptophyta; Magnoliopsida; Poales; Poaceae
Product: glycine-rich RNA-binding protein RZ1C-like
Exons: 3
Coding region: 170-1069 (299 amino acids)
Molecular function (GO): RNA binding; zinc ion binding
Source: RefSeq, a predicted model, not a curated record